AUGCGCUACUCUGAGAACUACGUGAUAUAUCCUGCAUUUUGGCGCGUUCGUUUAGCGUAAAAACAGCACCGAAAGCAUUGAACAGCGGUGAUUCGGGCGCGUUUGAGACAUGUUUGUCGCUCGCAGUAUUUCUGCGGAACACAAGGACCUGAUCCACGAUGUCUCGUACGAUUUCCACGGCCGAAGGAUGGCCACUUGCUCAAGCGACCAGACCAUAAAGGUCUGGGAUCUGACAGACGACGGAGAUUGGCAAUGUACAUCAAGCUGGAAGACCCACAGUGGCUCGGUGUGGAAGGUGACCUGGGCACACCCUGAGUUUGGACAGGUCCUGGCGUCAUGCUCCUUUGAUCGCACAGCUGCAGUGUGGGAGGAAGUCGUUGGCGAAUCACUGGCAUCCACACAAAGAGGACAGAGUCAUUGGGUAAAGAGAGCUAACCUGGUGGACAGUAGAACGUCGGUGACUGAUGUCAAGUUUGCACCUAAACACAUGGGGCUACAGCUAGCGACCUGUUCUGCAGAUGGAGUGGUGCGGAUCUAUGAAGCUCCAGAUGUAAUGAACCUGAGUCAGUGGUCUCUGCAGCAUGAGAUCAACACCAAAAUGAGCUGCAGUUGUCUGUCAUGGAACCCUUCAAGACUUCACCUGCCCAUGUUGGCAGUCGGCAGUGAUGACACCAACCCUUCAGCUGGAGGAAAGGUUCAGAUAUACGAGUACAAUGAUAACAUCAGGAAGUGGCAGAAGGUGGAAACAUUGAUGGCGAUAACUGAUGCUGUUCACCACAUUUCCUUCGCACCAAACCUGGGCCGGUCGUACCACCUCCUGGCCAUCGCCACCAAGGAUGUCCGCAUCAUCACCCUCAGAUGUCUCAGGAAGGAGCCCAAUGCUGGUGCAAACCCAGGGGGAAUGAGCAAGUUUGAAAUCAGACAGGCUGCACAGUUUGAUGAACACAGCUCUCAGGUGUGGCGUGUGAGCUGGAAUAUCACAGGAACCGUCCUGGCAUCAUCAGGGGAUGACGGGUGUGUGCGGCUCUGGAAAGCGAACUACCUGGACAACUGGAAGUGCAUCUCUGUGCUGCGUGGGGACGGCUCAGUGUCCAAUACAGCAGGCAGCUCCACGGGACCGAACCAGCUGGGCCUGGCCGGCACUGGGGGCAACUUUGGGGGAUCCAGAGGGUUUAAACAAGGGGGAUCCGGACAGAGCAGCAUGUGGUAUUAGCACCAGUUUGUAUGUAUGGAGGAAGAAGAUCUGAUACAAAAAAGAAGAUACAUGUACAUGUACCUGCACUUGUUUGGAAGUCAUUUUGAAGUGUCCUAAAAUUUCUUUUGAUGUUACCAGAAAUCAAAGAGACAGAACUUAGAAUGUAGGACUGCGCUACCCUUGGUGACUUCAAUGUAUACUACUAGUAUUUGUAAGUCAUAACUGAUGAUUGGGGGGGAGGGGGUGUAGUAAAAAAGGACCUGCCAGACCACUGGCGCCAUGUAUAACUUUCCUUAGUUGGAUAUUAUGUACUUCAGUAUGUGUGUGUAUACAAGUAGACUGCUGUAUACAUAUACAAGUCAUCCCUAUUCCAGUGUCAUUAACUAUUAAGAUAGUAUAUUUAUAACACUACAUGAUGUAUGCAUUAUGUUCUAUCAGGGACUAUUAUUAGAUACCUUUAGAUUACACAAUGCUCAUAAACAAAAGUACAUGUUCAUCAGGCUGGUUGAAUUCUUGUAUUUCAACUUUUUGUGAAAAAUCCCAGAAUGCGUCUUAAUAAAAACGACUUUUGA
Branchiostoma belcheri (Belcher's lancelet) is the source of this 1767-nucleotide messenger RNA. RefSeq names its product nucleoporin seh1-like. Gene Ontology annotation, molecular function: protein binding; structural molecule activity. Gene Ontology annotation, cellular component: Seh1-associated complex; nuclear pore outer ring. The record is from RefSeq and is a predicted model, not a curated record. Lineage: Eukaryota; Metazoa; Chordata; Leptocardii; Amphioxiformes; Branchiostomatidae. The transcript is spliced from 12 exons. Bases 110 to 1213 code for a protein of 367 amino acids. Gene Ontology annotation, biological process: positive regulation of TORC1 signaling; cellular response to amino acid starvation.